AUGUCGCUCUUUAGCACACGUACGCUCGUUACCGCCCUUUUGUUGGCACAGUCAUUCGCUUUACCUGCCCCGGAAUCCGAGCCAGUCCAGCUCGAAGAAAGGAAUAUUUGCAACGAUGGCGAGCUUGCCGCCAAGAAUCCGCGCGCAGCUUUCUUCCGCAAGGUUGUGGACGAGUCUAACUACAGCAACCAUAGUAGAGUACCGACGCCGAAGGAUGUCCCCCUGAAGGUCGGCAUCAUUGGCGGUGGAGCUGCUGGACUGUACGCUGCAAUUCUUCUUGACUCUCUCGGAAUUGACUACGAUAUUCACGAGGUUUCCGGACGCAUUGGCGGGAGAAUCUACACCUACCAUUUCGAUCAAGAGGCUUGGGAUAAGUCAACUCCUGCAGACCCUGCCUAUUAUGACUACUACGACGUCGGCGCCAUGCGCUUCCCUCCGAUGCCUUACAUGAGCCGCAUCAUUGGGAACGACUCAUGGAGUCUCAUUCCCUACAUCAACGCGAGGGUAUCCGAACGCGACCAGGUUGUCAAGAAACAUUACAUAUUCAGGACGGACAACACUUUCAGACGAUUCAAUGGCAUCACCUCUCUUCUCCAAGACCCAAAUUCUGCCUCCCCUGCUAAGUACGACGUUCCGGUCUUCAACUCGACCUUUAACACGCAGUCUGCGUACAAUGUGUGGAAGGCUCAAGUCAGCACCAUGACGACAGCGCUUUCAGCCAACUUUGACACAGGUUUCAACCUCCUCAUGAAGUAUGAUUCCAUGACGGUCCGGGAGUUCCUCUUGGACCAGGGCUUUACCAACACCGAGAUCGACUGGAUGGAGACAAUCAACGAUGCCACAGGUCACUACGACAUGUACUCCAUGUCUCAAGCCGUCCUAGAGCAGUGGAUCUUUGACAGUGCAGACGUUGACAACUGGUCGCUGAUCAACGGCGGCAUGGACAUGUUGACCAAGGGCAUGAAUCUGAUUGUGAAGAACAAGCCCGUUCUGCACAAUAGGGUCUCCGACAUCAAGAAGAAUGCCAAUGGCUCCUUGAAGAUCGUCGUCAACGGCACUAAGGAGUACGACUACGCCCAUGUCAUCUCGACUGUUCCGUUGGGUGCCCUCCAGGCUAUCAACAUGACCGAGCUAGACCUGAACUAUUUCGAAAACCAUGCCAUCCGUUCUCUCAACUACGAUCCUUCAACAAAGAUUGGGUUCAAGUUCAAGACUCGCUGGUGGGAAAACCUCGCAACCGGCCCUUUCAAGGGUGGCCAAUCCUUCACCGACCUUCCCAUCCGCCGCUGUGUCUACCCCUCCUACGGCAUCGAUGUCCCAGGUGCCCCUGGAACCAUGAUCGCCAGCUACGUCUGGGGCCAGGACGCCUCCAGACUAGGCUCAUACAUGAACCCGCACAACGAAAAGCAGCAGGCGCCUUACCAACCAGAAAGCAUCGACGUCAUGGUUGACUUGACCCUGAGGAACCUGGCAGAGCUCAAUGGCGUAUCCCACGAGUUUCUCCUAUCGCAAUUUGAGGGAUACCACGCCUACGAUUGGUACGGAUCUGCCUACUCCAACGGCGCCUUUGCCAUCUUCGGCCCGGGUCAGUUCAGCAGCACGCUUCCGUGGUUGAUGAGGCCCUCUGCCGAUGGUCACAUGCACUUCGCGGGCGAGGCGCUGAGUUCGGGACAUGCUUGGAUCAUUGGUGCCGUCAACAGCGCCUGGAGAACUGUGUUUGAGAUUCUUUGCACUGAAGGUUUGGAGGACAAGAAGAAGCAAUUCAUUGAGCAGUGGGGCGUCAUUGAUGAGGUUGACAUGGGCUGGUAUGAUUGGUCUCCAGAGGGUUUUCCUUGA
Colletotrichum acutatum is the source of this 1836-nucleotide messenger RNA. RefSeq names its product L-amino acid oxidase. Gene Ontology annotation, biological process: amino acid catabolic process. The coding region runs from base 1 to 1836 and encodes 611 amino acids. Gene Ontology annotation, molecular function: L-amino-acid oxidase activity. The transcript has 4 exons. The record is from RefSeq and is a predicted model, not a curated record. Lineage: Eukaryota; Fungi; Ascomycota; Sordariomycetes; Glomerellales; Glomerellaceae.